This is a messenger RNA of Pseudopodoces humilis (Tibetan ground-tit), 1302 nucleotides long. RefSeq names its product G protein-coupled receptor 61 (gene GPR61). Gene Ontology annotation, cellular component: plasma membrane; signaling receptor complex; endosome. Lineage: Eukaryota; Metazoa; Chordata; Aves; Passeriformes; Paridae. Gene Ontology annotation, biological process: G protein-coupled receptor signaling pathway. Gene Ontology annotation, molecular function: G protein-coupled receptor activity. The record is from RefSeq and is a predicted model, not a curated record.
AUGGAGCCCUUCCUGCCCUCCCCGUGGGGCUGGAAUGGCUCUAGAGGGGGGUCCCGGCCCCCCAACAGCACUGCCGAGGCCAAGCCCAAGGACGUGGCCUCCAAGUCUGUGGGGCUGUUCUUCAUGGUGCUGCUGGACCUCACGGCCAUCGUGGGCAACGCCGCCGUCAUGACGGUCAUCGCAAAGACGCCAGCGCUCCGCAAGUUCGUCUUCGUGUUCCACCUGUGCCUGGUGGAUUUCCUGGCUGCCCUCACGCUGAUGCCUCUGGAGAUGCUGUCGGGCUCAGCCGUGUUCGAGAGCCCAGGGCUGGGCGAGGCCGUGUGCCGCGUGUACCUGUUCCUCAGCGUGUGCCUCACCUCCAUGUGCAUCCUCUCCAUCUCGACCGUCAACGUGGAGCGCUACUACUACGUGGUGCACCCUCUGCGCUACGAGGUGCGGAUGACCGCGGGGCUGGUGGCCGGAGUGCUGGCUGGCGUGUGGCUCAAGGCUGUGGCCACCUCGCUGGUGCCCGUGCUGGGCUGGUUGUCCCCCGACCGCCCGCCAGCGCCCGGCGCUCACGGCUGCUCCUUGCAGUGGAGCCGUGGGCCAUCCUGCAAGGUCUUUGUGGUCUUCUUCGCCGCCUUCUACUUCGUCCUGCCCCUCCUCAUCAUCAUCGUGGUCUACUGUGGCAUGUUCAAGGUGGCACGGGUGGCAGCCAUGCACCACGGCCCGCCACCCACCUGGAUGGAGACUCCGCGCCGGCGCUCGGUGUCGCUCAGCAGCCGCUCCACCAUGGUCACCACCUCGGGGGCUCCUCGGACCACCCCGCAGAGGAUGUUCGGCGGGGGCAAGGCGGCUGCCGUGCUGCUGGCCGUGGGUGGCCAGUUCCUCUUCUGCUGGUUGCCCUACUUCUCCUUCCAGCUGUACACAGCUCUGAGCACUCGGCCCUUGGCCGGGCCGGCGGCUGAGACUGUGGUCACCUGGCUGGGGUUCUGCUGCUUCACCUCCAACCCCUUCUUCUACGGCUGCCUCAACCGGCAGAUCCGCGGGGAGCUCGGCCGGCUCCUCACCUGCUUCUUCAAGCAGCCCCCCGAGGAGGACCUGCGGCUGCCAAGCCGGGAGGGCUCCAUCGAGGAGAACUUUUUACAGUUCCUCCAGAGCACUGGGCGCCCACCAGAGCCCCCCAGCUCCGAGCGGGACCUGCCCCCUGUGGAUUUCCGCAUCCCAGGGCAGAUUGAGGAGGAGGCGGCGGAGGGGAUGGAGUGGGGUGGGGAGAACGGGGUGUUCAUGCCCGUGGCGGGCUCUGCCAAAGCGGGGCUGUAG